CCUAAUUCUUAGUCCAAAAUAGAAGGCAUACUUUGUGGAAAGAGUGGUAAAGUUUCUUUCAUACGUUUGAAUGAAUAUUAGUGUGGAAAACGCGUGUUAAAGUGUUACUGUACUUAAAACUAGUGUUUACAGUGCUGGUAGUCUUUUACCAGGUACCUUCUUGGAAGAAAGGAAGAAAAAUUAUAGACGCGUGUUUACAAUGUUCUUUUUAAAAAAAGAUAUGCAUUUUUCGUUUUCCUACACCCCACUCUCAUACUUUCUUCUCUUCGAUCGCAUUCAAACGCAUUACCUGAUGCACUGAUCUGAUUCCUUUUUCUUUCUCUGAUUCAAUUCACUCCUUUCUUAAUCUUCUGUUUAUAGAUCCCAUGAUGUCUUUCUUGAACAAUAAAGGAGCCUCUUCUUCUUUUUCUUUCACUCGCCGAUGGAACUAUGAUGUCUUCUUGAGUUUUAGAGGUGAAGAUACCCGCGAAGGUUUUACCAGUCAUUUAUAUAAGGCUUUGUGUGACAAAGGCUUUUAUACCUUCAUCGAUGAUAAACUUCGGAGGGGAGAAAAGAUUUCGGAAGAACUUAUCCAAGCCAUAAAAAAUUCAUCGAUUUUGGUUAUUGUCUUCUCUGAAAACUAUGCACAGUCCAAAUGGUGCUUGGAUGAACUUGCUGAGAUUGUUAACUGUAGAGAAAAGGACCAGGAGGUUCAAAUUCUUCCAGUUUUUUACAAUGUUGAUCCAUCAGAAAUACGAAAUCAAAAGGGAAACUUUGGAAUGGCACUGGCUAAUCAUGAAAUGAAGUUCAAGAAUAACAAGGAUAAGGUGCAGAGGUGGAGGGAUGCUCUAAGAAAAGCAGCUAAUGCAUCUGGAUGGCAUUACAAGAAAGGCUGCUCUAUAUAUAAAUCUGAAUCUCACUUCAUUCAAAACAUUGUUGAAGAGAUAUCAAGUGCUAUAUUAAAUUGGACGUCAUUAUAUGUUGCUGAAUACCCAGUUGGAAUAAAUUCUCGUGUAGAGGCCAUACAGUCACUUUUAGAUAUUGGGUUAGAUGAAUUUUGCAUGGUAGGGAUUCAUGGCCUUCCCGGAGUAGGAAAGACUACAAUUGCAAAAGCUGUUUAUAAUAAAAUUGCUAAACAUUUUGAUGGAAGCAGCUUUUUAAUGAAUGUUAGAGAAAAUUUAGGGACAGAGGUUGGCAUAAUCACACUACAAAAGCAACUUCUUAAUGACAUCUUAGUGGAUGAAAAUUGGAGAGUGGACAACAAAUUUAGAGGAAUCAGUUUAAUAGAGAAGAGACUUCGCUGUAAAAAGGUUUUUUUAAUCCUUGAUGACGUCGAUGAUUCGACAAGAAUAGAUAAUUUUCUUGGAAAAUGUAAUUGGUUUGCUCCCGGAAGUAGAGUCAUUUUAACAUUAAGAGAUAGAUGCUUGUUAACUGCCCUUAAAGAAAAGCUUUGUACAACUUACAAGGUCAAGGAAUUCAAGGUCGAGCAAUUAAACAAACAUGAAGCUCUUCAACUCUUCAAAGACCAUGCCUUUUCGGGACACAAACCUCAUGAUGAAGAUUAUUCUAAACUUGCAAGCAAAUUCAUAGAUUUUGCCAAAGGCCUUCCACUAGCUCUAGAAAUAAUAGCUCGUGAUUUGUGUGGAAAAGCUAAAGGUGAAUGGGAAAGUGCAUUAGAUAUGUAUAACAAAAUCCCCAACAAAGACAUUCAAAAAAUACUUAGAGUAAGUUACGAUGGAUUGCAUGACACAGAGAAAGAUAUUUUUCUCGAUAUUGCAUGCUUCUUCAAAGGAUGGAACAAAGAUUAUGUUGUAAAGAUAUUAAAUGCUUGUGGAUUACGUCCUGGCUUUGGUAUUCCGAGACUUGUUAAUAAGUGUCUCAUAAUUGUUGACAGAUUUGGUAAAUUGUCAAUGCAUGACUUGAUACAACAAAUGGGCAAGGAAGUUGUCCGACAACAAGCACCAGACAUUCUCAAAAAACGUAGUAGGUUAUGUUGUUAUGAGGAUUCACUUAAAGUAUUAACUACAAAUAAGGGUUCAAAACACAUUCGAGGCAUAAUGUUGCAUUCGCCUCAACAGGUAAAGGUGCAACUACACACUGAAGCUUUCAGAAAGAUGGAAAAUCUCAAAUUUCUAAUAGUUGAGAAUGUACAUAUAUGUAAACCACUUGAAUUUCUUCCCAACAAUUUAAUACUUCUUAAGUGGCCCUAUUAUCCUUUUCAUUGGCCAUUAGAAUAUUUUCCUAAACAACUUGUUGCUAUUGAGAUGCCACAUAGUCGCAUUAGAUUGCCAAAGCUAAUCCAGCAGGAGUGCCGCUUAGAAAAUUUGAAAGACGUCAAUUUUGAAGGUUGUGAAUUUAUUAGGAUUUUACCUAAAUUAUGGGCCCCAAAUUUAGGGAAAUUGAACCUCUCUUGUUGUAAAAAUUUAGUUAAAUUACCUAAAUUAUGGGCCCCAAAUUUAGAGUAUUUGAGCCUCCAUUGUUGUAAAAAUUUAGUUAAAUUACCAAAAUUAUGGGCCCCAAAUUUAGAGUAUUUGUACCUCUCUUAUUGUAAAAAUUUAGUUAAAUUACCUAAAUUAUGGGCCCCAAAUUUAGGAAUUUUGGACCUCUGUGAUUGUGUAAAUUUAGCUGAGAUUGAUGAAUGCUUUGGAUAUCUUGAAAAGCUUAGAGUAUGGAACCUCAGUGGCUGCAUAAAACUUCAGUUUCUUCCAAGCCAACUCAGGUUGAAAUCUCUUUAUUAUUUUUAUCUUACUGGCUGCUCAAGGCUUGAGAAGCUCCCCGAUUUUCAUCAAGAAAUGGAAUGUUUAGAGAGUUUAUAUUUAGAUGGGAGUAGUAUUAGAGAGGUGCCUUCAUCAAUCGAGCAUCUCACUAAGCUUAGAACAUUAAGACUUCAUAAUUGCAAAAACCUUCGGGAUCUUCCAGAUAGCAUUUGUAAAUUGCAACAGCUUCGGGAAUUGCGGACUUCUACUACCAAAUUGAGACCAACGUGCAAUUAUUUUGAUAGCUCUUCCGAGGGCUAUGAAGACAUAAUUGAAUUAGAUCUUUUGACGAAGCCUGAUUACUUCCCCGCAUUGCAAGUAUUAGAAUUAUUUGAAACCAAUAUUGUUACCAUCCCUAAAAGCAUUAGCAGAUUUCCCAACUUAAGAUCCCUUUCUACUACGAAUUGCAAGCUUCUACGUGAAAUUCAAGGACUUCCAGAAUGGGUAACUGUGAACAAUUCUCAAUCAGCAAGCGGGCUAUUGAAUCAGGUAAUAGAAAUUAUUGGGAUUUCACCAAAUAGAGUAUGUGGUAAUAGAAGCACCAAUUACUUCCCAUCUGAAUCUGAAGGUGGGGACAUAUCAAUGGAUCGGCAGUUCUCCAAUCAUUUCCCAUCUGAAACUGAGGGCGUUGAAUAUGAAAAUCAGUUCUCCAAUCGUACUAUUAUUUUAGGGGAAACUGAGAUGCCAAAAUGGUUUAAUCAUCAAAGUGUUGAAAAUUCCAUAUUUUUCUGGGUUGGUCGCAAAUUUCCAAAAUUGGCUGUCGGUAUUGUUCUUGAACGACAGUUCUUUAUUGAUUUUGUUUACAUUUCCAUCAAUGGUUAUAAAAGACGUGAAUAUGAGCGUAUUAUACACUAUGGAAAUAAUUGUAAUCUACAGUUAUUUUCUCUAUCUCAACGGUCUCUGCAGGAGCAUUUGAAUGAAUCAAAUCCAACUGACCAGAAUCAUGUUGAGGUUACAAUCCCUCGCGGUGCGAAUGUUAUAAAAAGGUGGGGGGUCCAUGUAGAAUGCACCUGUCCUCCUCAAGAACCUGCUAUACCUAACUUGCCCCUUCUAACUGCUGGAUAUGAUGAUGAUGAUGUUGUUGAUUACAUGCGUGAGUUGCCAUUUUAUGUAUCUGAUGGUAAAGAAGAAUAUCAGUCUCCUCUGGUCCAUGAUGAUGGUGUUGAUUACUGGCGUGAGUUGCCAUUUUAUGUAUCUGAUGAUAAAGAAGAAUAUCAGUCUCCUCUGGUCCAUGAUGAUGGUGUUGAUUACUGGCGUGAGUUGCCAUUUUAUGGAUCUGAUGAUAAUGAAGAAUAUCAGUCUCCUCUGGUUCAUGAUGACACAUCUAUGUCGUGCAUGAGUUGGCUAGUUGGGCCCACCACCAAGCUUUUUAAGCUAUUUUGCUUUUGCUGCACUAGAGAUUUUUCUUGAAAGGGUUACUGAACUGAGGCCCUUAGGCCUUGGUUGGGUUUUGUUUGUUUUACACUUCAAUGGCCCAAGACUUUGUAAACUUCAGUCUCUAUUCAUCGUGGUUUCUGUCUGUUUCCUUCUUGCAUUUGAUGAAAAGUUGACUGGGAUGGUUGCAGUUGAAGUCACGGAUUUCCUUCUGCCUUGGAUAUGAAUCUGCUCAGCUUAAGGAAUGUGAAUCCACCAUUCCUUUACAACUUCCUGGCCACCGCCUCCCUAUUCUCAUUGGGGAUGAGCAGCAACUUCUUGCAGUGGUUAAAAGCAAGCUGAAUUUGGAAGAAGUUUGUUCCAGAGGCUGGUAUUGCUAGGACAAAAGAAAGAACUUCUUAAUAUCCAGCACAUGAAGCAUCCAUCCAUAAGCUUAUUUCCAAAUAGGGUGUUCUAUGAAAAUCAGAUUUUGGAUGGCCCCAAUGUCAAAUGAAAGGAGUUU
This is a messenger RNA of Quercus robur (English oak), 4611 nucleotides long. RefSeq names its product TMV resistance protein N-like. Bases 366 to 4145 code for a protein of 1259 amino acids. The record is from RefSeq and is a predicted model, not a curated record. Gene Ontology annotation, biological process: defense response; signal transduction. Lineage: Eukaryota; Viridiplantae; Streptophyta; Magnoliopsida; Fagales; Fagaceae. Gene Ontology annotation, molecular function: ADP binding; protein binding. The transcript is spliced from 8 exons.